AUGCUCAGCGAUGAACACCCUCAAUAUACACCCAGUACUCCUCUCACUCAUUUGCAAUGCCUCCUCGCCCAUUUUACCCUUUGUGAACUACUCACGAUGCAAAUUCCGGUACACCCAUCAUCAAAGAUACUGUAUUUCAAACCUACCCAGCCUAUCUCGCCACCCCCGGUUCUCAGAACCUCCAAACAUCGUUUAAACGCAGUUACCAAAGAAAAAGUAAUGAAAUUUCGGAGAUCGACUGUCAUCACCAUCAUCAUAGGAGUUGCCUACGGGAGACUAGAAGGGAGCUAG
Molecule: messenger RNA, 291 nt
Organism: Laccaria bicolor S238N-H82
Lineage: Eukaryota; Fungi; Basidiomycota; Agaricomycetes; Agaricales; Hydnangiaceae
Exons: 1
Coding region: 1-291 (96 amino acids)
Source: RefSeq, a predicted model, not a curated record